Molecule: messenger RNA, 741 nt
Organism: Grosmannia clavigera kw1407
Lineage: Eukaryota; Fungi; Ascomycota; Sordariomycetes; Ophiostomatales; Ophiostomataceae
Product: heat shock protein
Exons: 1
Coding region: 1-741 (246 amino acids)
Biological process (GO): response to salt stress; response to heat; response to hydrogen peroxide
Source: RefSeq, a predicted model, not a curated record
AUGCCUCUGUUCCAGCACCAGCCAGCCUACACUCCGGACCAGGCCUUCACCAGCCUGUUCCGUCUGAUUGAUGGCUUUGACAACUACUCCCGCGAGGUCAACAACGCUGCGCAGACCAGCGGCAGCAACAACAAGGUGGCCAGCCGCGGUCCGGCCGCCAGCCUGGUGUCGUCGACGCGGGCCUUCAACCCGCGCUUUGACGUGCGCGAGACCGAGACGGCCUACGAGCUGCACGGCGAGCUCCCGGGUGUCGACCGCAACAACAUUGCGAUCGAGUUUUCGGACCCGCAGACGCUGAUUGUGAGCGGCCGCGUCGAGCGCAACUAUGAGAGCGAGCAGCCCCAGCAGCUGCAGCAGCCCGAAACCCAUGCCGAGGCCCAUGCCGAGGCCGUCGCCCAGUCGCCGAGUCUCCGGGCGACGGUCGAGGACGAGGAGGUCGGCGACGAAGGCAUUCUCGUCGGCGAUGAGCACGCCGCUGCCCACAAGGAGGAAGCUGCUGCCACGCCCAAGGAGUCGGCAGUGACCACGACCAACAACACCACCACGGCCGCUGCCCCGGCCGGUCCCCAGCCGGUGCGCUACUGGUACCGCGAGCGCUCGGUCGGGCAGUUCCGCCGGGUCUUUGAGUUCCCCGUGGCCGUCAACGAGGACGCGGUCAAGGCCAACCUCGACAACGGGAUCCUGAGCGUGUCGAUCCCCAAGGCGGCCAAGCGGCAGACGAAGCGCAUCGCCGUGUUCUAA